CAAGAAGGAAGAUAAGAAAGAGCGAGAGCCUCACCAAAGAUGGCUGGAUCAGAAGUCCACGACAAUGCGGAGAAGCACCGUGGACGGGAUACCGUGAAGAAUCCCAAGGCAAAGGGUGACAAGUCAAGCACUCGUGAUCCUAUGACGUCUCUAGAGAGGCGUGUCUCUAGAGUGGAGGUGAAGUUGGCGGAAGAUAUCACCGCCAUCGAGGAUUUGGGAGCUAACUUCGCCCAAGUCGAAAGCGAUUGUCAAGGUAUGAAUGCUCGUUUGUCGAGCUUGGAGAUUGGUCAUGAUGGCAUACGAGAAGAGCUUGUGGCCCUCAUCAACAACACCAUCAACACAUCCUUGAACAACGCCAUUGAAGUUGUCAAAGAGCAUGUCCAGGCUGAGCUGGUCGGCGUGAAGGAGGAGAUUGCAGACCUCAAGAGUGAGGUCACUCUCGUGAAGAGAGCCAUGGCUAACGGACCUGCCAUUGCACAACCUACCUCAACCAUGGAGGUUCCUAGACCAAAGAGCUUUCAAGGGUCGAGGAAUGCAAGGGAGUUAGAGAACUUCCUAUGGAGCUUGGAGCAAUACUUCGAAGCUUCGGGUAUUCGAGAUGAGAAUACCAAGGUAAAAACUGCACCUCUUUACUUGAGUGAUGUUGCCAUGCUGUGGUGGAGAAGGACCCAAGGCGAUAUCAAUAAAGGGGCGUGCGUGAUGGAGUCAUGGGAUGACUUCAAGAGGGAGAUCAAGAGGCAAUUCUACCCAGAGAAUGUUGAGUUUGAAGCCCGGUCGAGACUAAGGAGGCUUGCUCACGAAGGAGAGAUUCGAGGGUAUGUGAAAGAGUUUUCUGAAUUGUUGCUCGAGAUCCCCGACUACACCGACAAGGAGGCCAUGUUCACCUUCCUUGACGGCCUCCAACCAUGGGCGAAGUUGGAGCUACAACGGCGAGGCGUGCAAAGUCUUACCGAGGCAAUGGCAAUUGCCGAGUCCCUAGUCGAGUACCACGAGCUGCAGGAACAUGCGGAGUUCGGAGGCAAUGGAGGUGGACGCGACUAUGAUAGAGACCCACGAAGGCGUGGUAGACCGGACCAAGGAGGUAGUCAUAAGGUUGAGAAACCACUUACUUGCUUUCUUUGUGAUGGUCCACACCGUGUGAGAGAUUGCCCAAGAAAGCACAAGUUGUCGGCAAUGAAGGCCGUACUGGCAGAGUGCUCGAGCUCGGAAGAGGAAGCAGAGGAGGCUCCAAGAGUGGAGCCCCAUGUCGCAAAGAUCGGUUGCAUGAAGAGAUUGAGCGCCAUCAAGCGGGCGGAAGAGCCUCUCCAACCCGAGCAGCACGGCCAAUGCUUCGUAGAGGCGAAGCUCAACCAAAGGAAAACAAAAGCUUUGGUUGAUACUGGGGCAAGUUGCAACCUUCUUGACGUAGGUGAAGCGCAGAGGCUAGGCAUCACGUACGAGAAGAAGCAAAGAGGGUGGAUGAAAGCUACCAACUCAAGGGCCACAAGAACUCAUGGAGUAGCGCGCCAGGUGCCACUCAAGCUUGGAGGAUGGACCGGGGUGGCAGACUUUGAGGUUGUGUCGUUGGAUGAUUAUCAGGUCAUCAUCGGCAUGGAAUUCAUGGUGCGGGAGAAAGCUUUCCCGAUUCCCUACGCCAAUAGAUUCUGCAUCAAUGGCGGAGCAAGAUCGGUUCCCAUGACAAGAGAGCAACUCGAGUCAAACAAGAGGUGUUUGGCAAGGCAAGAGCAGCGAGAAGUGGCAACGAUGGUGGAGGCAGAGACUCACUCGAAGACUCGUUGGAGAAGGACGAGAAGGAGGAGUGCACAACAUCGUGGAGCCAUGAGAGACGAGGAUGUAUCAUCUUCGACUUGCCAAGAGAAGCAAGGAAAGGCCACCAUGAUCGAGAAGGCGGGACACUCAAAGACGCGACGGAGAAGACCGCGGAGGAGUGAGCAACAUCAUGGGAGCACAAGGCUCGAGAGCGAGCCAAGGCCAUCCUUGGUUUGGAGGAAGGUGCAACGAGACCUUGCAAGCAAUGAAGCUAAGGCAAGGGAGGCGUCUGCCAAAGAGCCACGACGAGGGCGUCGUGGAUUGAGUGGAGGAGAAUGUCACCAACGAGGCUCAAGAGUCGAAAGAGGCUGCUCGAGGUCGAAGGAGGCAUUUCGUAGCAAGGACGCGACGAGGGCGUCGCGAGCAUAGGUGGGGGAGGAUGUCACAUGUGGCAGAUGACAUGGCGCCAACAAGGUGACAACAUGGCGGCUGCACAUGUGGCGUGUAUGGAAGACUAGUAGCAUAGAGAUGCUCCUAGGAUUCUCCACCUAAAUGAGAGCUUAAUGGUGCACUUAUGAGUCACAUAAUGGGUGACAUUUAUAGAGUGCAUAAUGGGGGGACUUAAUGGGUGUAUUGAUGUAGUAGAGGGACAUUAUGAGGGGCAUUGAUGCCUUGUAUGAGGAGAGGCCUAUAUAAGGAGCCAUCUCCCUCACUUGUAACUCAUCCAUCAUUUUUGUGAGCAAUACAACUAUAGAGUUUCUCCCAUCUUCUUGUGUCUUGUUCUUGUGAGUUGAGUGAGUUUGAGAGCUUGUGAGAAGGCUGCCUAGCAUCUCUAACGGAAUUGAGAGCUAGGGCCGCACGACCAAGAGUAAGGCCGUGACAGCACCUACAGCGGAUGCCGGUGGAGGGUCAUCGAGUCGUGGAGGAUCUCAGGAAUGGGACACUUUCUCUCAUGGGUUCUCUCAAUUCCAACAUCAGCAACAAAGUUCGAUGUUUCAGACCCCGCAACAACAAACUCCGAUCAUUCGUCAAGCUACCGCUCCAACUCAGCCACCACCACCACCAUAUGUAACCCCAGUUGGGGCUCGGGUCAAGAGAAAUCCGCGACCAGCCGUUGAGCGAGCCCGCCAAGAAGCAGCGGCGGAGGGGGGAAGAAGGGGUCGAGGACGUCGUGGAGGACGAGGAGGAAGAGGUGGAGAUGGGGGCCAAAAUGAAGCAAAUGAGUGAAUUUAUCGUUUUAUCAUUGUAGUGAACUAUCAAUGUUGUUUUUGUGAUUUUUAGGUGUUGUUAUUUGAGUUUGCAUUGUCUAAAAACUAUCCUACGCACUUAAGUUGUCGAAUGAAUUUUCUGGAUCAUU
Messenger RNA from Linum trigynum, 3106 nucleotides. Lineage: Eukaryota; Viridiplantae; Streptophyta; Magnoliopsida; Malpighiales; Linaceae. The record is from the annotation of a GenBank genome assembly.